ACGUCAUUUCCUGGUUUUUGUUACUGACGUGGCUAAAUGCGGAGCUGUGACUACUAGUGGUCAGGAAUUCAGUGGGGAAAUAAAGACAGUCCAUACGGCGUUUAGGUCCCAUUCAUUUAUAUAUAUAUAUAUACACUUAUUUUGCCAUUUUAGUGUUUGUUCCGUCCUUCAUAGUAUAAAAUUAAGUCUGCUUUAGUAAGAUGUUGGACUUCUUCGCCAUCUUCAGUAAGGGGGGUAUAGUGUUGUGGUGUUUUCAGGGGGCUGGGGUAACUGAAUCUUUUACAGGCCCUAUAAACGCUCUCAUCCGCUCCGUAAUUCUUCAGGAGCGUGCUGGGAACAGUCCCUUCUCCCAUAAUGCCUUGAAUCUUAAGUACAAACUGGACAAUGAAUUUGAACUUGUGUUUGUGGUGGGUUUUCAGAAGAUUCUGACGCUAACGUAUGUGGACAAAUUAAUAGAUGAUGUCCAGCUUCACUUCAGAGAUCGUUAUAAAAAUGAGCUGGAGCAGCGGGAUGCCCUGAAGUUCUUGAUCAGCUGUUUUGAGUUUGAUGAUGACUUUCACAGGCUUCUGUGUGUGGUGGAAGCUGAAAGGAUAGCUAAACCCGAAAUGAGGUCUUACAAUGAGUCCCAGAAAUCUCAGAAAACUGUGAAAUCCAUGAUUGAGACAAAAAGUGGAGACAAAAGCAAGGAGUCUAUUGGCAAGAAGAAUAAACAUAACAGGAAAGAAGCAGGAGCAGGAGGAGGAGACCAAGUUGAGCCUUCUCAGGCCAGCUCUAAGAAGGCAGUGGAGAAUAGGAAUCAGGGCCUGAGCCAGGAGGAGGUCAUUCAGAAGAACCUUGCUGAGUUCAUCCGCAGGCAAGCAGGUGGACGAACAGAAAAGUCUAAUAAAUCCCCUAAACCCCAGAAGCCAAAGGGAAAGGAGAAAAGAGUUUGGGAUAUGGGUGGUACAAGCACAAAAGACCUAGACUACAGUGGAACCAAUAACAAGAAUUCCUUUAAUAACCAAGGGCAAGAUGAGGAGUUCCCAGCUGAAACACGAAUCCAGGUGGGCUCCAUGAAAGGUGACCUGCGAGAUGUGGACUAUGAGUCCUCUGAGGAUGUGGAUGAGGACGAGGAGGAUCAAAAAGACAUGUUAGUGACACUUGAUGUCAGCAGAAAAGGAGCCAGAAAAGGUGGUAUUGGUGGUAUGUUUGGAGUGCUGAAAGGUCUGGUUGGCUCAAAGACCCUGAUUCGGCCAGAUAUGGAACCUGUUUUGGAGAAGAUGAAAGACCACCUAAUUGCUAAGAAUGUAGCGGCUGAUAUUGCCUCACAACUUUGUGAUUCUGUGGCCAGGAAACUGGAAGGGAAGGUCAUGGGAACUUUCACCUCUGUGGCAUCUAUGGUAAAGCAGGCUCUGCAGGAUUCUCUGGUGCAAAUUUUGCAGCCAAAACGAAGAGUGGACAUUCUGAGAGAUGUACUUGAGGCACAAGCUCAGCACAAGCCCUUCGUCAUUACCUUCUGUGGGGUCAAUGGGGUCGGCAAAUCCACCAACCUUGCCAAGAUCUCAUACUGGCUAAUUGAAAAUGGCUUCUCAGUGCUGAUCGCUGCAUGUGACACAUUUCGUGCGGGUGCAGUGGAACAGCUGAGGACUCACCAACGAAGACUGAACUCGCUCCACCCACCACAGCAGCACGGACGCCCUGUCGUUCAGCUCUUUGAAAGGGGUUAUGGCAAGGACGCUGCCGGCAUUGCAAUGGAGGCUAUUGCUUAUGCCCGUAAUCAGGGGUUUGAUGUUGUGCUGGUGGACACAGCUGGCCGUAUGCAGGAUAAUGCUCCACUAAUGACUGCUCUGGCUAAGCUUAUUGCUGUCAAUACUCCAGACUUGGUGCUGUUUGUAGGAGAGGCUUUGGUGGGCAAUGAGGCUGUGGAUCAGCUGGUUAAGUUUAACCAGGCACUGGCUGAUCAUUCCAUGUCUGAUCAUCCGAGACUCAUAGAUGGCAUUGUUCUCACCAAGUUUGACACUAUUGAUGAUAAGGUUGGUGCUGCAAUUUCCAUGACCUACAUCACAAGUCAGCCCAUUGUGUUUGUAGGUACAGGACAAACCUAUAAUGACCUCCGCAGCCUCAAUGCCAGAGCUGUUGUAAAUGCACUCAUGAAGGCCUGAGUGAGCAGAAUUAUGUGCACAAAGGUGUUAAGUUGGAUCUGGUUAUGGGUUGACCAGCCAGUUGCCACCACUUAUAGUGUUAAAGUCUUAAGAGAUUCAACCCUUUUAUUUCAGGUCUUUCUGGAAAUCAUGAACAUACCUGCUUCUUCAGAUUCCACUUUGCAAAACUUAAUUUAAGGGGAAGUUUUAAAAUGUCUUCAAGGUGUUUGGGGUUAUUUACACUAUUGUAUUCCAGAAGCAGGCCUAGUGAAGUACUAGUGAUUGACCAGUGCUUAUGAAAGUCUCAACAUGGCUAAUGUCUGCUUGCAGCAUCUGUACUAAUGUACACUCACAGCACAAAAAUUUUCAUCCUGUACCAUCCUGGAAGACUGUGUUGAUGUUUAGCAAGGUUUUACUUCCCCCUUCUCUUGGUCCCUAGGCACAACCUAGUGCUGCUAAGCUCUCUGUCCAAAGGUAGAAAUCAUAUACAAUAAAGGAAAUCAAAUUCUAACUGUAUUUUUUGUUGCUCUUGACAAAAAGUCACCAUUUGUCACCAUUUCAGCAUCAUAUAAUUACUGUACAGUGACAGUUGGAAACUUAGAGCCACCUUUUCUUUCUUUCUCUAAAAAAAAAAAAUUAAACCAUUUUUCCCAUGUAUAUCUAUUAAUCUGUAGUAUAUCUGGUGGUAUGUUAAGGAAAGGUUUUCUUAGGAAAAUCAAUAUCUUUGUUACCCUCCCCAGGAGUGGUCAACCAACAACAAACACUCCAAAAGCAAGACAUGUAAUAGUCCGCGAGGUCACAAAGGAACCCAUGGUAUCUUCUAAGCAACUAAAGCCCGCUCUCACAUUGGCAAUUGUUAAUGUUCAGGAGUCCACCAUUAGGAGAACACUGAACAACAGUGGUGUACACGGCAGGGUUGCAAGGAGAAAGCCACUGUUCUCUGACCAAAAUAGAAUUUUUGGUUUAAAUGAGAAGUGUUAUGUUUGGAUAACGCUGCAUUCCAGCAUAAGAACCUUAUCCCAUCUGUGAAAUAUGCUGGUAGUUGAAUCAUGGUUUGGGCCUAUUUUGCUGCAUCUGCCUUGCCGUUAUUGAUGGAACAACGAAUUAUGAAUUAUACCAUCGAAUUCUAAAGGAAAAUGUCAGGACAUCUGCCCCUGAACUGAAUCUCAUGGAAAAGUGGUUCAUGCAACAAGACGACCCUAUGCACACAAAUCGUUCUACCAAAGAAUGGUUAAGGUAUAAAGUUAAUGUCCUGUUAAAGUUAAAGAUGAAUAAAGUUAAUGUCCAUAACAAUUCUUAAUUCAAUAGAAUUGUUGUGAAAGGUCCUAAAGCAAGCAGUUCAUGUGAGAAAACCCACCAACAGUAUUCAAAAGUUGAAGCUCUUCUGUACUGAGGAAUGGGCUAAAAUACUUCCAAGCCGAUGUACAGGACUGACCAACAGUUACUAGAAAUAUUUUAGUUGCAGUUAUUGCUACACAAGGGGGUCAAACCAGAUACUGAAAGCAAAGGUUCACAUACUUUUGCCACUCAAAGAUAUGUAAUAUUGGAUAAUUGUCCUCAAUAAGUAAAUAACCACAUAUAAUAUUUUUGUGUAUUUGUUUAAUAGGGUUUUUGUACUUGUCUAAAAAUCUGAUGAUGUUAAUUGUGAUGAUCUGCUUUGUAAGCUUAUAAUAAUAAUUAUUAUUUAUUAGUGGUGCUAGCGAAGCAAAGAAGUGGUCUUUGCAGAACAACUUGGGUGCUUCUCAUUUCUUAUUUGUGCAUCCUAGUUUCCUUUCCUCGUUUCCUUUCCUUACGUCUAAGCUCCCCUUAGGAUGUGAGGGAAGGAUGCAAGGAUUAGAUGUGAGGAGAGAGGAAUCGAAUCAAGUCAAACGGAAAUAUCCAAAUAUCCCCGCUCUCACAAGUGGCACUUCAAAACAAUGUCAAUUAAUGAUGACUGUGCUCCGCUAGUUUAAUAACAACAUUCUUAAUAACGCAAAGUGCACUGAUAGUGUGUGAAAUGUCUGGGUUAUUCAACAAUGAAUUAAUGAACAAUACAUAAUUUAUUCCAUCUUUUGUGCAGUUUUGCAUAUUUAAACUUGCAAGGAUCAAUUAACUACAAUACUCAUUGUAAACAUGUUAUUAUUUAAUUGUAUUUCACACAAAAUUCCAUCACAUCAUCAAAGGACUUUUUGUUUGAGAGUGUGGCAGAUCCUCCUAAAGGAGGAGGGGAAUUUGUGUGUGUCAGGUUUUUCAACAAAAAGCACUUCCGCAUAGGAUACACCUGUGUAGCCUCGCUCCUAGCUCCUCUGUAAGUGUCCUCACUCCUUGUGGUGCAGUUAGAGAAUUUAGAGAAUGUCCUUGAAGAUGGUUGACUUUGAUCAAUUUCCAUGUCUCAUGAUGGAGGGAGGAAACUAGGAAACAUAAAUUUCAGUAUUGAGAAGCACCCCUUAUGGUCUGGUGUUCCUUUCUUCCUGUUCACCACAUCUUUGACUGGGUCACUUGUGAAUGGUCAGCUGAACAGCAACACAAAGGAGUGCAUUCUGAAAGUUUGGGUAUUUCAUGAUUUUUUGAAAACAUAGCAAUGUAGGAGGUUUUUAUCUUAAGUUUAAGCUGCACUUUUUGAAGACGAGGAUGACGGAAACACCUCAUUCAAUUCAAUUCAAUUUUAUUUGUAUAGCACUUUUUACAAUGGACAUUGUCUCAAAGCACCUUUACAGAAACAUAUAAACACAGGAUACAGAUUUUAAAUGUGCGAAUUUCAUCUGAUUUGGGGUAUGCAUUGUCAGGUGAGGAAAAUCGUCCAUUCGAUUUACGUCGAAGAAAAAAAAAACACAUCUUGUUUAAGGAAAUUGGCUAUCUAUUUCUAAGCAUCUUUGGGAAACUGCAACAGUGUGCAAAAAAAAAAAAAAAAAUUAUACUCUCAGUCUCCCUCUUUCUGUGUGUGUGUGUGUGUGUUUAUGUUUAUGGAGUGUUUAUUGCCCAGCUGUCUGGGACAGAGAUUACUGGGUGUUCCAACAGA
Ictalurus furcatus (blue catfish) is the source of this 5118-nucleotide messenger RNA. It is a transcript of the gene srpra, whose product is annotated as SRP receptor subunit alpha. Gene Ontology annotation, molecular function: GTPase activity; signal recognition particle binding; GTP binding. Bases 201 to 2141 code for a protein of 646 amino acids. The transcript has 14 exons. Gene Ontology annotation, cellular component: endoplasmic reticulum membrane; signal recognition particle receptor complex. Gene Ontology annotation, biological process: SRP-dependent cotranslational protein targeting to membrane. The record is from RefSeq and is a predicted model, not a curated record. Lineage: Eukaryota; Metazoa; Chordata; Actinopteri; Siluriformes; Ictaluridae.